CGUUUCCGGUCGGCGCCACCAUAUUGGUGGAAGAACGGUGCGGAGGCGGCGAGUGAAACGUUUCCUGUUCGCAGAUCGUUAGGCAGCCGCUCGCACUGCCAUCCUCAUGGCCACCCGGUCGGAGCGAGAGAAGUCGCAGAAGCAGAAUGAGCAACACCAGGCCAUUUUGUCCAAGCUGCUGCGGGAGGAGGAUAACAAGUACUGCGCCGACUGCGAAGCCAAAGGUCCAAGAUGGGCUUCUUGGAAUCUUGGUGUUUUCAUUUGUAUCCGGUGUGCAGGGAUCCACCGUAAUCUUGGCGUUCAUAUAUCACGAGUAAAGUCUGUUAACUUGGAUCAAUGGACACCAGAACAAAUACAGUGUAUGCAAGAUAUGGGAAACACCAAGGCUCAACUUCUAUAUGAGGCAAACCUUCCUGAACACUUCCGGCGCCCUCAGACUGACCAAGCUGUAGAAUUUUUCAUCAGAGACAAAUAUGAGAAGAAGAAAUACAUAGAUAAAAAUAUAAACAAUGUUGUAACAAGCAGCUCUGUUGCUGUGCCUUUGCCAUCAUCUCCUUCUUUAUCAAAUGCUGCUGAGAAGAGCAAGCUAGAGAGAGAAAAAUACAAAAGGAAAGAUGAAAAGAAGGGGGGCAAAGAUCAAGAGAAACCUGCUGCUUUUGACAAAGUAAAAAUGUCCCCUCCCCAUUCCAUAGGGCUACCUCCAACUAUUCUCAACCUAACUGGAGAAGAACUUCCUGCUGAGAAGGAAAACACUGUUAAUGCAACUCCUAAGAAAAAUCAACUGGACACCAGAACAAGCCCUCAGAAGGUGACACAAUCCACCAUUGAUCUGUUAGGACUGGAUACACCUAUUGAAGCUCCUAUUGCUAAUGGCAGCACCACUUCAAAUACAACUUUGAAUGAUGACCUUGAUAUUUUUGGCCCCAUGGUUUCUAAUCCUCUUCCAGCAUCAGAUACACAGUUACACCAGCCCACUUCCACUAAACCAACAGGAGCAGCCUCAUCUGUAGCAGCAGGAGAUCUUGAUCUUUUCAUUGAACCAUCCACGAAAGCAGAAGACUGCAAGAAACCACUGUCCAAAGAUUCCAUUUUAUCAUUAUAUGGUACAGGAACAAUGCAGCAGCAACAGCAGCAACAACAAGGCACCCCAGCUGCUGUGUUUAUGGCACCUCCUCCAAUGCCGUUUGUUUCGCACUCUGCGACUAGCUAUCCUAAUUUCCCAAGCCUUGGAGCCCCCUUGACUGCUCCCACAGGCAUGAUGGGGAACAUGAUGGGACAGCCAGCAGGGAUGGUGGUUGGGAUUGGAAUGCCCAAUGGAUUCAUGGGUAAUGCCCAAGCUGGUGUCAUCAGAGCUCCAGAGAAUAUGGUGGGUCCUCAAGGAGGAGUGCUCGGAAACUCGUAUGGGGUACAACCAAGUCAACCACCACAGUGGAACCUCAAUCAGAUGAAUCAGCAAAUGGCAGGAAUGAAUAUAAGUUGCCCAGGUGGUAUGAUGAGCUUUGGCCAGCCUGCAAGCACAAUGGGAGGAUGGACAGGUAGUCCUGCAGGCCAGACCCUCAGCACUCAGCUUUGGAAAUGAAUGAUGCCCCACUUAAUGAUAAAUUCCGGAAUUGCAUUACAGACUUGUUAUUUGAUCUAUGUGAAAGAAAGCUCUGGUUUGACUGCUAAUAUUACCUAGUUGAUCUAGAUCAUUCCUGGCAGUCUUGUUCAGUCAAUCUACUGAAGUGAUUCCAUGGUUAAACUAUGGAAAAGCAGUUUCAGAACUUUUUCUCCCCCAUAUGUCUUUUUCUAAAAUCUGUCCACUGCAGGCUGUCUGAGCAGUGUGUAAUAACUUGUGAUGAUGUUAUUGCGUGACAUGUAGUUAGUACUUGUACAGCUAGGGAAAGGGGAAGUGAAAUUACCCUCUAAGAAUCCAGUUCCCUUUGGAAAAAAAUAAUCUGCAAAAGUCCCUGUAGAUGAAAUUGUAUGAGCCAAUGUAUGUUAAAUAACUAAAUGUGUGUGUGCAUUACAAAGCUGUUCUUGGAAUACCGACCAUCUUUUGUCUUGUCCCAGUCAUUAUUUUUGUUAUAAUGAGGUGGAGCAAUCAAAGUUAUGAAAAAAAUAAAUCUGGAUGAUAGAGUAAAUGAUUUAAACUUUUGGUUGGGUUUAGAUCCCGGGUAUUGGAAGCAACUCAGGUUUGAAGUCUUUUACUGCCAGAGAUCCCUAAACCAUGUUGAUUCAUUUGUUGUGCAGACAUGUUAUUUAUAUGCAUAAAUCACCUCACUCCCACAAGUGAAUAAUAUUCAUCUCUUUUUAAACAAAAGGUUACCAGUAGAUUCUGUUCAAAAUCAAAGCAGUGCUAAUAUUGAAGCACAGAUUUAAACUUCAAAUUGAUUUGAUAUGUUAAUGAGUUGCACAAUGCAGACACAUAGGUAAUGGAUACCCUAAAGUAUCCACUACAAAUCAAUUUUUAACAAAGCUUAAAUUCUCACCUGUAUAAAGCAUUGCUAGAUAUAUUUGUGUAGGAGGUUGCAAUAUUAUGAUAAAUUGCAAUGGUUGGCUCUGUCAAAAAUUGAGCAAUCUAUACAUGUCAGUGGUGUGCCGACCAGUAAUUUAUUUUAGGCAGUAGUCACAAACUGUUCACCAUAUAUAAUGCCUCCAAAUAUUGUGGCAUUUGUUCAAAUGAUGUAGAAAAUUUAUAAUGUAAUUCUAAAUUUAUUUUAAACUGUUUGAACCAAUUGACUGAAUGUGGGCUGAGGUUUUAAAAAGGCUAGUAAAAGGAAUAUGUUUACAGUGUUUUAUUCCUUGUUUUAUGAUCCCUUUUUCGGCACAGUAACCUAAAUGAGGGUCUUCAUGGACGUAAGCCUUAUGUGACAGAUAAUGAUGCGGCAACAAAUACUUCAGGGCAGAAAUUCUAUUUGAGCUCACCAGCCUGUAAUUUGAUGCUCAUCAUCUUUGGAAGGCAGAAGAUCCCAGGAUAAUGGGCACAGAUUUCAGAUUCUGGAGUGCCAUUUUUUUUAAAGUCCCAAUUUGCAAAUGAUUGAUAUAUAGUUUUUAAAACUAUUGAUGCUAUAUGAUAGUGUUUAAACAUCUAUUGCAAUAGGAAUGAUUUAUUUUGAAGCUGAGCAUUAUAGCUUUGUUAAAUAUUAACUGCUGCUUUGUAAUAGAUACUUAAAAUGAAGGGUUACCAAUUUAAAGCACCAAAGCACUUCUCAAGACAUUGAAUUUUCCCAGCGCUACAUCCAGGUUUAUUACUGCGGCUGUGUUUACAUUUUAUGGUGCCUAGUAUAACAAAUGUUAUUUACCUGUAUUAAAUCAAUUAAACCACUAUCUAUUGUG
Mobula hypostoma (lesser devil ray) is the source of this 3318-nucleotide messenger RNA. RefSeq names its product small ArfGAP 1 (gene smap1). Bases 107 to 1579 code for a protein of 490 amino acids. Gene Ontology annotation, biological process: regulation of clathrin-dependent endocytosis. The transcript has 12 exons. The record is from RefSeq and is a predicted model, not a curated record. Gene Ontology annotation, cellular component: cytoplasm. Lineage: Eukaryota; Metazoa; Chordata; Chondrichthyes; Myliobatiformes; Myliobatidae. Gene Ontology annotation, molecular function: GTPase activator activity; metal ion binding.